Molecule: messenger RNA, 324 nt
Organism: Fusarium musae
Lineage: Eukaryota; Fungi; Ascomycota; Sordariomycetes; Hypocreales; Nectriaceae
Exons: 2
Coding region: 1-324 (107 amino acids)
Source: RefSeq, a predicted model, not a curated record
AUGGCCACAACGAGCACACUAUGGUAUCUCAAAAACCUCCCUCUCUAUAGGGACGUUAAGCCUUAUGUCGUGAACAUUCCUUUGUCUCAUAUCCCGAGUGGUCAACGGACAAAUCAAGAGUGUUAUCCGCAGUCAAAUAUCAAAUUUAAUAACAUUCGUCUAUCGAAGAGCACAUUCAACCUGGAUGCACAUGGCUUCGAGGUCUCUACUCAGAUCCCACUAUUUCUCAACUAUGAGGAGUUUAAUGAGGCCGACAAGGUUAGAGAUAUCUAUUGCCGGGGUACGCCGUCGUCACUCAAGCUUUCCCGCAAAGCCAAGAGGUAG